This is a messenger RNA of Engraulis encrasicolus (European anchovy), 1492 nucleotides long. Its product is annotated as thyroglobulin-like. Gene Ontology annotation, biological process: intracellular protein transport; immune response; antigen processing and presentation. Gene Ontology annotation, molecular function: MHC class II protein binding; macrophage migration inhibitory factor binding. NCBI's taxonomy places the organism in Eukaryota, Metazoa, Chordata, Actinopteri, Clupeiformes, Engraulidae. The transcript is spliced from 6 exons. The coding region runs from base 151 to 747 and encodes 198 amino acids. The record is from RefSeq and is a predicted model, not a curated record. Gene Ontology annotation, cellular component: membrane.
ACAGAAACACAGAAGCGAACCUAACCCCCCCUCGAACGAGCCGUGCUUUAAUUACUCAGACGGACUAGUGUGAGACAGUUGAAGUUGACACACGAGCGCCGAGCGGACAUCCAGACACAGAUAGACUCGCGCAUCGCAUCUACCUGCAGGAUGGCCGACAACAGCAGUCAGAACGAGGUGCUUAUGCAGCACGCGCCCAGCGCGGAAACCGUGACUCCCGCUCCAGCCAGCUCCUCCUCUAAGAGAUGGGGUUUGGCAGGAUUAGCGGUGCUAGCGUGCCUACUGCUAGCUGGCCAGGGGAUCUCCAUCUACUCUCUACUGCACCAGCAGCAGCAGAUCACCGCACUCAAGGACGCCACACACACACUCAAGACACUGGUCACACAGCAGAGGAACACAGGGCCGGCUCGUGUGAUGCAGGUGCCAAUGGGAAUGUCUCUGCUGACGGACGUUGCUGAGAGCGAUGAGAAAACACCUCAAGGACGACGCACACCCCUCACGAAGCUGCAGAAGGCCAUGAAGAGCUCUGGAGCAGCCCCUACUGGAGAGUCCCCAAUUAACCCUUCGUGUGCUGUAGCGGCGGCCGGCGUGCGUGUGUUGGGCUCCUACCGCCCCCAGUGUGAUGCGGAGGGACACUACCUGCCUAUGCAGUGCUGGACGGCCACCGGAUACUGCUGGUGUGUGGACGCCCAGGGCACCGAGAUAGCCGGCACGCGCCAACGCUUUAGCAAGCCCACGUGCCAAUGAGGUGUGCUGACGUGAAGAGAGAGGAGUCUCCAUCAUGAUUCAUCAUCAUCAUCAUCAUCAUCAUCAACAACCUCCUCUUCCUCCCUGUGUUUAUUUGGGGUUCAAUCAGAGUAUCUCUCUCUCUCUCUCUCUCUCUCCCUCUCUCUCUCUCUCUCUCUCUCUCUCUCUCUCUCUUAAUUGAAGUCUUUAUUGGCAUGCCGGUGUGUAUAAUAUCAGCAUUGCCAAAGCUUACAAAAGAGCAAUAACAUAACAACAAUAUUAAGGGCAUUUAAGAACAUUAUUAAUAGGACCAACAUACACACGCUCAUCCACAUUCUCUCUCUCUAUCUCUCUCUAUCCUUCACAUACGCAUAUGCCAAGUUACACACACACACACACACACACACACACACACACACACACACACACACACACACACACACACACACACACACACACACACACACACACAGACAAUGCCUUUUGCACUUUCUUCAUUGCACUCCUUUUUAGAAGGUCUUUCUUCUAUAAGUGAUUGAGAUAUAUAAUGCCAUUUGUAUUUUAGUCAUUUAGUGACUAUGUAACUUCACUAUUUACGUAGCAUUGGACACAGCCUCUCUGACUGACGUUACACGUCACACUCUCAUGCGGAGAAAAGUUUUUUAACACUGUCUGUAUUUCUGUGUGUAUUUGUGUCAGAGAGUGUGUGUGUUUGGCUUUGGGAAACCAAUCAACAUGAAAUAAACUUCAUUACGUUUCUCAGAAA